AUGGUCUCGGUGCUGAGGAAACUGUCGACUGAGCUGGGCUUUGCGCACCUGAAGGCUGCUCACUCGCCGAAGGAUGUCGCACUGCUCAUCGUCUCGCGCUUCAUACGGAUGGUCGGAUUCGGCGCGAUCGCACCAAUCCUCGUCCUCUACCUCACGGCACUCGGCUUUUCCGACCCGAACGUCGGACUCUUCCUCUCUUUGACACUUUUCGGCGACGUCGCACUUGCCUUGUCGAUUAGCUGGAUCGCAGACAGCGUCGGGAGGAGGAGGGUGUUGGCGGUCGGGUCGGCCAUGAUGGCGGCGAGCGGCGUGCGUACACGUCCCCCUCGCUCUCUCGGGACGCUUUAUCGUGCUCCUCCUUGCCGCCACCUUCGGAGUGAUCUCGCCGUGCGCUCCGCUUUCUCGUUUCUGCUCACCGUCUCCACAAGCGUCGUAGCCAACGCUGACAAUACGGUCAUGACUCUCAGGUCAGGCAACGAGGUUGGACCCUUCUCGUCUGUCGAGGUCGGCAUGCUCAGCCAGCUCGUUCAGCCCGAACACCGGAUCUACGUUUUGAUGCACUACCAGAUCCUCGGCUUCGUCGGUCUCGCACUCGGCUCGCUGGUUUCGGGAGCGGUCAUCUCGCACCUCGAAAAGGGCGCCUCGUCACACGAGGCCUACCGAUUCGUCUUCCUCGCGUACGGAUGCAUCGGACUCGUCAAAGUCGCCCUCAGCCUGUUCAUGACGCCCUACACCGAGCUCGACCACCCGCAGUUCCCUCAGCGAUUGGUCGACUCGCCUGAGACGUCGGAGGACGAGGAGACGGACGUCGAGGAGGAGCGGACAAGCGACGAAAGGCAGCCGCUCAUCGCGAAGCGUCCGCUGAUCGACAGGACGGCGAGCUCGACGCCUCAAGCCGUCACGACGUCGACGAAGCUCACGCUCGGUGACCUCGACAACGGCGAAGAAUCGGCCCUCCCUCUCCUCAGCCUCGUCUUCAUCGUCCUCCUCUUCUCCGUCGACAGCUUCGCCUCAUCGCUGACUCCUGCGUCGUACGUCUCGCUCUACUUCAAGUCGGAGUACGGCGCGUCGAUCCGCACCAUCACGACCGUCCUCGCUUCGUCUGCCCUCGGAGCCGUCGUCACCUCGCUCCUCACCGGCGCCAUUUCGAAGCGCAUCGGUCUCGUCCUCACGAUGGUGACGACGCACAUUCCUGCGCAAAUCCUGACGGGCGCCAUGGCAUUCGCUCCGACCCUCCCUAUCGUUAUCUCCCUCUAUAUCGCUCGCACCUGCAUCAGCUCGAUGGACUCGAGCAUCAGGGGAGCCUUGCUGUCGGCCAUGGUCCCCAAGCACGCUCGCACCCGCCUCCUCGGCAUCUCCGACGUCGCGCGUACGCUGGCCGCCGCGCCUGGCCCGUUCGUCACCGGCCGCCUCGUCGAGAUUGGCCGCCUGCGAUGGGUCUUUGUCAUCAGCGGAGCCAUCAAGAUCAGCUACGACCUCGCCCUCCUCGGUGGCUUCCGCCAGACCAAGCUGCAGCACUGA
Rhodotorula toruloides NP11 is the source of this 1521-nucleotide messenger RNA. RefSeq names its product MFS transporter, sugar transporter. The coding region runs from base 1 to 1521 and encodes 506 amino acids. Gene Ontology annotation, biological process: transmembrane transport. The record is from RefSeq and is a predicted model, not a curated record. The transcript is spliced from 6 exons. Gene Ontology annotation, cellular component: membrane. Gene Ontology annotation, molecular function: transmembrane transporter activity. Lineage: Eukaryota; Fungi; Basidiomycota; Microbotryomycetes; Sporidiobolales; Sporidiobolaceae.